Messenger RNA from Gavialis gangeticus (Gharial), 3056 nucleotides. It is a transcript of the gene RAB41, whose product is annotated as RAB41, member RAS oncogene family. The coding region runs from base 80 to 718 and encodes 212 amino acids. The transcript has 8 exons. Gene Ontology annotation, molecular function: GTP binding; GTPase activity. The record is from RefSeq and is a predicted model, not a curated record. Lineage: Eukaryota; Metazoa; Chordata; Crocodylia; Gavialidae.
UCGCGCUGCGAGAGAGAGAGAGAGCGAGGCCGCGUCCCCUUGUCGCCGCCCGGCCGCGCCGCCGCCGCGCUCCUCAGCUAUGUCCGGCCCCGGCAGCGGCGGCGAGUUUGGCAACCCGCUGCGCAAGUUCAAGCUGGUCUUCCUGGGCGAGCAGAGCGUUGGGAAGACAUCCCUGAUCACCAGGUUUAUGUAUGACAGUUUUGACAACACUUAUCAGGCAACCAUUGGAAUAGAUUUCCUGUCAAAAACCAUGUAUCUAGAAGACCGCACGCAGGUUCGGCUGCAGCUUUGGGACACAGCAGGUCAGGAGCGGUUCCGCAGCCUCAUUCCCAGCUACAUCCGCGACUCCACCAUUGCUGUGGUAGUCUAUGACAUUACAAACCUGAACUCCUUCCAGCAAACCUCCAAGUGGAUUGAUGAUGUUCGAACAGAGAGAGGAAGUGAUGUCAUCAUCAUGUUGGUGGGGAAUAAAACUGAUCUGGCAGACAAGAGGCAAAUCACCACGGAAGAAGGUGAGCAGAGAGCCAAAGAAUUGAAUGUGAUGUUUAUCGAGACCAGUGCAAAGACUGGCUACAAUGUGAAACAGCUUUUCCGCCGUGUGGCUGCUGCGUUACCUGGGAUGGACAGCACACCUGAAAAGAGCAAAGAAGACAUGAUCGACAUCAAACUAGAGAAGCCUCCUGAGCAGCCAGUAACAGAGAGUAGCUGCUCCUGCUAAAGUGCCCAUUGUGUAGCAGCACUUUCCCCAAUUGGCCAGUCUCACUGAAGAGCAUCACUUCUCAUUGGCUAGGCAAACCAACUUUCUGUGGGCUAAAAAAAUCUACUAAGCGAGCGAACUCCCUGUUUGCUGGUGGGGAGCAGCCCUGGCCGCCCCUCUUACUGCAUGGUACGAGCCCUGAACUCAGAAUGAGUGUCCUGUCCUUCUUUAGUUGUUGCACUUUGGCACCAUGGUGCCCUUUACUCUGUUCCCCACCUUGGGCCUAUCUGCUCAGAUGUAUCUUCUUCCUGCAAAUGCAACGGGAAAGCCGUCAAGUUAGGGAAAACAAAAAUACAGCUGGAGGUGGGCUCUCCACCUUCCUAAUUGCCUUGCAUCUCAACUGGUUUCCCUUCCACUCCAGUAAUGUUUUUUUUUUUCCAUCCAGCUUCCCUACUUCCUUUUUAGAAGCUGCUCCUUUAAAACUAGUCACAAUUGGACUUGGCCUUGCCUGUUUGGACAGUGGGGGGUGAUCUGUUUCCCUGCCUUGCUUCCUGAAGGGUGCACACAUUAACAACUCCCGUUUCUUUCUCCCCCUCCAGUGGAUGGUCACAUCUAAUUCCUGCCCCCUCAUCCUUGCAGUUCGGGAGAAGGAACUUCUCUACCUUGCUGUUCUACCCAUUGGUGUGAGUGUAGCAUGGGGCAGUCCUCUCCCAAACCGUUCCAGCACAAGCCAUUUAUCUUGCUGCUGGCUUUGCCCUCCAGGUGGGAAGAAUUCCCUGAGACUGCUACAUUGGGGCAGAUGCUUCACCUGUCCUCUCCCUGGAGAAUGUUAGUGCUCAAUGAAUGCUGCCAGUUGGAUGUGGAAGAGGAAGGUAGGCUGGUUUGGUGCAGUAUGAAAUCUCUUGGGGAGUUGGGUCCAGUCUGUUUUUGACAAUCUGGGCUCUAUCUGCUGAUGGCAGGUAAAGAUAGAGUUGCCUAGAAUUCAUGACAGAAGUGUCAGGAUUUGGCUGGGGAGUCCCGUGGCCAUUCUUCUCUUUUGCUUUUCCGUCCUUUCUGUUUUCUCCUCCUCCUUCCAUCUGCAGACAGACUGGGGAACUGCUCCUGUGGAACAUGCACAUGCUCUUCUCUUUAUUAGGCAGAGUAGGAUACAAGCUUCACAGUUGGAAGGAAGUGGGGGUGGAAAUGGAGCUUGCACUGCACAGGUGGCUCAGUACCGGUGGUACCAGACCAUAUGCUAGAAGUAUUGCUAGGCUCUUCAUGGGAUUGAAUGCAAGAGAUUAACUUUAUUAUUGAUUAUCCAGCCUGUUGUCCAUGGAAUGGGAUGCGUCUCCCCUCUGCCUGCCUUUAGUCUUCAGUGGGGAAUCUCCCUGCCCUUCUGUGUAAUGGGGAUGAUGUUGGGCCAUAACAUUGUGGGAGCAGUAGAAUAUGAGAGUUCACUUCAGAAAAGUGGAAAGUAGGAUUCGAGCAGGCUGCUGUUAAUUGAGAGGAGGCCUUGCUGUCUGGUUGCUUCUGUGCCACAUGCUAGAUGUGAGAGUACAUGUACCUUUUCCAGCUGUCUUAAAGGGGAUUUUGUAAGUGACCUGUCUCUGUCCAUAUCCACAUCUCUGCAGUGCUGAGUUCUGUCCAUUGGCAGGAGGAGGAAAAAAGAGUGAGAUAGUAGUAGAGUCCUCUUAGACCCCGUAGUUGUACAUGUAGCCUGUGCAUUGUUGGCAGAGUAGAUCUUGAGGGAAAGGGAGCGACUGUGCUGGAAUGGGUGAGGGCAGGGGACUAUAGCAUGAGGCAGGUUAAAUGAAUUCCCCCUUCCACCACCUUUGCCUUCUUGGUCACUGACCUGGCUCUCUGCACUUUGGAACCUGCUGGCCUGUGCCUGGUGAGGGAGGGACUGGUACUCUUUAUCUGCAUGACCUAACCUUAACCCUGGCCACCCUGGAAUUCCCAGGAGUGGGAGCUUUCAGCUAAUGACAUUGGGGCUGCUUCUGUCUAGGCUAGGUGGACUUGAUGACUGCAGCACCUGCCAGGCUUUCACCUCUUAGUCACUAAAGUAGUGAAUCUUGGGCAGCAUUUGUCCCAUCCUCUCCACGUAAGCUGACCUGCAGGGGGAAGAUGGGAUGUUAUGUUGUUUCUUCUUAUUCUGGAGUGUGCCCCCUUUCUUACCAAAACCUCAAAUGGCCUAGUCCAAGCCCAUUGACCCUAAUGCCUGUGUGAAGUCCUGUUCCAUUGUGUGUAUGUGCUCCCUGUUGUGUGGGAAUUGCUGAUGUUUUGUCAGUGUGUCUAUGUCUGCAGUAGAACAGGUUUCUCUGUCCCCUUCUCACAGUCAGAUAGGCCCUGCCUCUGCUGUCAUAUUGUUCUCAAAUCACUG